AGUUAAUUGAUACUUUAAACUGUUUUUGUAAGUGAUGUCUUUAAAUUUUUUAUUACAUAAACUUUUUUAAAUAGCUGACAUUCCAGGGCAAAGUUAAAGUCAAAGUGGACAAACUUUGACAAAGUAUUACUAUUUUAUUAGUAAGUAAGCUGCAAUUUGUAAUCUUCAGUCAAUUUGAAUUAGGCCCUAUGUCUAUGUGAAUGAAAUAUUUUAUUUUGAAGUUGAUAUUCUUUAUUAUAAUUAUUAUACUUUAUAAUUAUAUAAUAUUGACCCCCUGGAAAUGGACUGAUGAAUGGAAUGGGAAGUGGGUGUUAGUAAAAAAAAUUUAAAAAAUUAGUGUUAGUGUUACUGGGGGUAAAUAAAUAGUCCAAAAGAACUUCUCUAUUUAAUUUUCAUUAGUAUUAGGCAUCGGAAAUGUUGAUUUAUUGUAUGAAUUAUAAGUAUAGUAUAAGAUAAUAAAGGUGAACUAAGGGCCAGGGCUAUGCAAAGGGGCAGGGCGAAUGGAGGGUGUCUUUCCUGUUACUGUUGCCAGCUUGGUGGGGGGGUGGGGUGGGGGGGGGGCAAAAUCAACUAGUGUGUGAAGGGGGGCAUUCCGCCCAGGCAUUAAGAUCAGGAGGGGGGGGUGGGUGCCAAAAUAGUAAAUUCUCCAUAUUUAGCCUAUAUAUAAUAUAGGUAAUCUCAUGUUUUAAUGUGUUUAAGCUGUAUCUCCCCAUGAGAAAUGAAAAUGAAACCCAUUGUCAGUAGGAUCAACAAAAAAUCAAGCCUUUUCUGAUAACUAUUUAGUAACAUUUGAUUUUUAAAGUGACAUUUAGUAAAAAAUUUAAAAUAAAUGAAUUGGUUUUCGAUAACUUUAAAUUCAACCAGAUGUUUCAUUUAAGAAGGACAUCUCAAUUUCAAUAACAAAAGAAGUUUCCAAAUAGAUAACAAAUGGUGCUGUGAAUGACAUAAGAUUGCUGGCGCUUAAAUAUUUUUUCUAAUACAUAUCCUUAAAUGGUUUUUAUAUUAGAUUAUUAAUAAGCAUUCCACUAUUUUCCUCUAGCAUCUCUUUUGUUGCUCUCCGAUUAACUGUAGAAUGAGGAAAGGGUAAAUUCAGGUAAGCAUCAAAGUGCAUCCCUGCAUUUUAGAUUUAUCAAACAUUUCUGGAGAGCGGCUCAAUUAAGACUUACACAAAAACUAACAAAAACAAAAAUGUUAAAGAAAAUUUAAAUCUAACCUAUGGUGACCAGACAAGUUUACCCAUGACAGUUCCUAUUUAUGCAUCACCCAUCCCAGCUUCCCUGAAAGGUCAGGAAAUGUCCAGGCCUGUGGCAUUUUCUUACAAACUGCCUACUUUUACCUAGACCCAUUCUGAUUCCAAGUCAUUCUUUCUGCCCAUCGUGAUGUCAGACAGUUACUUGACCUUCUUCUGAGUCUGAUGCCUACUGGUGGCUAUUUUUUGCAGUAUGGAAAUGAAAGGAAGGCGGGGCCUAAGGUGGAAGAAGACAGAUUGUCAGAUGGCAUCAGCCCUGCUUUGCCAAUGCAUUGGAUGAUGUUUCAUCCAGAUUCUUAUUCUCUUACAAGUGAUAUGACAAAUUUUGUCCUUGUACAUUAGAUUAGCCAUUAGGCCAUAGUCUAUGCUAUGCUCUCACCCUGAUAAGGGCUGAUUUACUCAUCAAUACUGCAUUUGAGGUGAGCCGUUUUCACUUAGACUUAAUUAAUUUUGUACAACAAAAUUGAAAGGUCUGACAAUCUUGUUGGUUUUUUUUAACUUUAAGUUUAACUCUUUAAGUACUUAUUGCUGUGCAAACUUUACUGUAGCCUGUACUCUGUAAAUUACUUAUAGCUGUGAAGCUGACAAUAUUAAUUUACUAAUAAUGAAUAUUAGACACAGUCACAACAACACUUGGGGAUGCUUGCCUGUUCCUUACACUUACAGCUGUAUUUUACUUUGUUUUCCUUCAGAGUGCAGAGUGGCAAUGCUUCAACUCUUGCCUGUUUGGAAUUUGGUUUGUUUUUCCUUUCUUUGGAGUUGGAACAUGCACAUGUACAUGGGAUGCAUCAUCCUCAACUGAACUGUACAUAAUGAAAUGAAGCUGUUCAAAUGUUUUGUUUUUCUGUCACUGACACACUAGCAGUAGGUCAGUAGGUGCAAAUGUGCCUUCAAAAAGUCUUACAGAGUUCUUCAGAAAUACAAGUUGUGAAACAAAAGAAAUUCAGUCAGUUGCUGUGGAAGGUACUAUAUUUCACAGUCAGUCACAAACACAGCUUCCAUUCCAUAGACUGUACCUCAAAGCUAAUCCAAAAAAUAUUCAAUGCAAAGUUUACUUGAGCAAGAACAAAGACAGAAACAAUUUUUGUGAAAGUUAUCUCACCUCUUACAAUGAAGCAUCUGAAAGAUGAGCUGGAAAAUGCAAACUUUGUGUCUUUGUUCAUUGAUGCAUCCUAUCAUAAUGAGAUCAAGUUGUUUCCUAUACUUUUUCGCUAUUUUUUGCCAUAUAUAGUAAUUCAAGUAAAAAUCUUUGAAAGAUUUGCUCUGAGAAACAGCUGCUCUACAGCACAAUUAUAUUAUAGAAACACUGGAAUCACAUAAGCUGUCACAGAAACUUGUCACUUUCUGUGCCGGUAAUGCCAAUACAAAUUUUGGUGGUGAAAAGUCAAUGUAUAAUGCAAACUAAAUGAAACACUCAGUCAUAAAGUCCUUGGCAUUACAUGUGCACUACACAUUUUUCACAAUGCUAUUCACUCAGCAGCAUAGUGUCUCUCUGUAGAUAUAGAAUCAGUUGUUUAUUAGAUAUAUAUGUACUUUUACAUAUACUUUUCUAGUUGCUACCUUACAAGAAUUCUAUGAUUUUGUUUCAAUAGAUUAUGAAAAAUUACUUAGCUACAGCAAAACCAGAUGGCUAAAUAUCAUGUUGGCUACAGCAAGAUUAUAAAAAUAUAACCUGGGCUGAAAUACUACUUUCUCUCAGACUAAUGCCCUGUCUUGCUACAAGCCUUUUUUUUUUGAAGAUCCACCUGCAGAGCUGUAGUUAAAUUUUGUACAUACUCAGGCAGCAUCAAUUUAAGCAACUUUUCUGCAAAUUGCAAAAUCAGACUGCAAUAUGUGUUGAAGUGUACAGAUCUUUGAAAUACCUUAAUGAUAAAAGCGAGACAGGAGUUCACUCUCAUAAUAUUUCUAAGUAAGUUGAAGGAGUUAGAAAAAGAUAUUAAUCCCUAGAAUUUCUAUUCACAAAUUAUUGAUUUUUAUGAAACGAGUGCAAAUUACUUGGACUGCUAAGGCAAUCAAUUUGAAGGGAUUAGAUAGUUUUGAUUGGGUGCUUUUGAGAUCACAACCAUCAUGGGAAGAUGUUCGAAAGUGCAUUGGUUCUGUGAAUGACAUAUUUCCUGACAAGAUAAAUGACAAUUAACUAUUUGAUGAUCUCCAAUAUCCAAAGAUAUUUCACUGCAGAAUAAGUUAACGAGUUGGCUACAGUAGAAUUCCGUGUAGAGAAACAAUGGAUGAAAACCUUUCAGCACUUGGUGAACCGUUAUGUUUCUUGUGAAAAUUUGAAACUUAUGGCAGAUUUUGCAUUAUGUCUUACAGUGAUAAAUGCUCCUGCUGAAAGUGUAUUUUCUCUGAUUAAAAACAUCUGUAUAGGAGCUAAAUCACAACUGAAACAUAUGCUUGUUGUCAAAUGCAAUGUCAAUGAUUCAUUGUGACAAGUUUUAUGAUAUGUUAUUAAAAAUCCUGAUGUCCUGAGAGCUUCUCACUAUUCUCAGAAAUAUUAUUGUGACAUGAGUAUGAAAUUAAUAAUUACAAUUCACUUGUUGAGCCUUCAUCUUUCUGAAAUAUCAGUUGUCAAUUGCUUUUUAUUUUUUAAUGUCUAUUGUUAGUAACUCACUGACAACUGCUUUUGCACAUUGAAAAAGUGACAUGUUCAAUCUCAGCCUCAAAAAGUAUUUACACAUUACUCACAAAACACUUCUGGUACUUUCCUACUUUACUGUUCACAAAUAUUUUACUGCGAUACCUGAUUAACAUAAGGUUUCCAUACGUCCAUAACAUACAGUUGUCUAUACAAUGUACACUAAUGAAUUUGUUCUUUGCACUUCAGGAAAGCGUGUCUUUCAGUUGAUAUUAACAAACCAUUUUUGUCUUCCCCGGGUCCCAGGUUAACCCCCAGUAAAAUCUGGUCACGUGUCUAGCUAGAAUCCUUAGUUAAAAUGUAUAAUUUUGUGACAUUUACUAAAUAUCUUCUCUCCUUUCUCUUUCAAAAAAGCUUUAUUUUUAUAACUUUUAAACUUAAAUGUGCUCAUUUCAAAUACAGAAAUGUCUGAGACAGACAAGAUAUGGACAAAGUCAGAUGGCAAUGAUCCUGAAGAAAUAAGAGUUGCUUUGGAUCCAGAAUUGAUGAGCACAACUGAUGCUGACAUUUCCAAUUUAAGGUGAAGCUUUAACAUGAACCAUCUCAAAAUUACAAUACACUUUUCAUGUUUUAAAAUUAAUUAGCAGAGAUGUAUACCUCAUUUAGUUUUAGUGUCGUGCUAAUUUUAUAAUUUUAAUUUUUUAAAAUAUUUUAUCUGAGAUUAAAAAAUGUUAAUACAUUUGACUUUCAUUCAACUGACUAAGCUUCUUACACAUUUUAUUGUAGAAAAAAUUUUAAUUGAAUCAACAACAAUAAAUAAUAGACCUAUCAACUCUUUUUAGAAGCCCCCAGAAUUUCAUGAACGCUUCAAAAUGAAUUCUAUUUUGAAUCAAACCAUAUCCUUGAGUUAUCCAAAUGUUACGUGAAUUAACUAAUCAGUUUCAUUUGUAAAUGUUAUUUAUCUGGCACAAUAAAAUAAUUUUGCUGCUCAUCUGAUUUUGAGAUGCUUUAAAGAUCUACCAAUUUUUUAAUAUGUUUUGUCAAGUACUGGUAUGCACUUAUAUUAUUUCAAAGUUAUUUUCGGUUCAAGUUUUUUCCAGUUUCAGAAUAUGACAAUCAGAGUCAUUCCUACCUUGAUGAAAGUAUUAUUUUGUUCUUAUUUACAAUACCUCCAGCACAUUUUUUUAUUUUUACUAAGUGUGUUAAAUUGCAGCUCUCCUUGAAAAAUAAUAAGUGUAUUAUAUUGCAGCUCACCUCAAGAAAUUGAUACAAACUAUGAACUAUCUGAGCAUCAUGAUGAGGAUACAAGGGACUUGACUGAACCAAAUACUCAGAUAGAGGAGGGGAACCAUCGCAUCAUUUUAGGUAGUCAACAAUUUUUUUUAAUGCUACUUAAUUUAUCAAUGCUAAGUUUCUUCAGGCGACUACAUAAAAUUAAUAUAAUAUUGUAUUCAUGAUUUAAAAAAAAAAAUUUUGGCAGCCCCCCCCCCCCCCCAUAGCUAAUUACAGUAACUCCCUUACUUUCAGAAAUACUUUUUAAAAAUUAUUAUAAGGAUAUUAUAAAUCUUAUAAUUUGCAUCAUUGGCAGGUAAAAUUCUAGCCUUGUAAAGACAUAAUAUCAACACUAAAGAUACUAAAAAUUAUAUUAUAAUAAACUUACUUAUUUGGAUCUUUUCACAUUGUUAAAAUUAUCUUUAAUUUUUUUUUUCUAAAGAUGAAGAGGUGCUCCUUCAAGCAGUUGUGCUUAUCGAGGAUGCAUAUAGUGUGAGUAUUCAUUAAAAAAUGUUGAACUUGCUAUAAGAAUGUUAUAGUUGUGUUUAAUCAUGGCUGCAUCAAACACAGUUGAAGCAAUGUAUCGGUAACCAUUGCUGAGUCCAUGGAAAUGGCUGAAUAUAUCCUAUUAAUUAUUAAAGAAAAGAUAAUAAAGAUGAGCUCAUGUAAGGAAUGAAGAAGCCUUAAGAUCAGGCGGAACACAGAGCCUUGAAACAAUGGGUGCCAUGGGCUCAAUACACUUUGGUGGGGGCAGACUACAUCUACCACAGCUAAAACCACAAUACACUGGAGUUCACCAGAAGUAUAGAGGUAACAAUGAAGACUUUGAGAAAGGCAUUUUAAAGGGUCCAGAAUUUGGUUGCAAUUAGCCUUGACAAUGCUGAAAAUGAAGUGUCAGACGACAGAGAAAUUUAGAAAUCAUUUGUUGCUCAUUGCACUAUAAAAUGUGGGAAGAACUAAGUAUACAUAUCCUAAUGGCAAGAAAAAUAAGUAUGGUGAAACAUUGAAGAAACUAAAAUCAAAAUAGUGCCUUCCAUAGCAUAUGUGUUAACUCACCCCGGCACGAAAUGAUUGUUUAAAACCUGGUUGAACCUGCAAAUAGCACCAUACAUGCAAAAAAAGUACCACUUUUGUUUCUGUCCGAAGGGUUUGCCUUAUUUCCAGGUUUCAGCGGUAUAAUUUUUUUCCCAAUAAUUUAGAAUCUCCUAAAUCAAUCAUAUUUGUCAUUUUGAAAAAAAAAAGGUUUCACUGGUGAAGUAUUGCCUUCAUAUGGUAUUUAAUAAAUAAAUAUGUAAUCUAUAUUUUAGUAUCGCACCAUCAACCACAGACUUGGAGCAAAUUACCUUCAUGUCUACCGAAAGUACCAGUCCUUCCCAGUUGUUGUGUGAGUUUUGAUACCAUUUCUUUAUUUUUAUUUAAUUUAAAGUUUUACCUCCUAAAAAUCAUAUGUCUAACUCAGAUUUUAAUUAUUUAUUAAUUGAAAACCUGAUGCUGUUUACCAUGUUAUAUCUAUUUUAGAAAAGUUUAUCCAGCAGGGUUGGGUAAAAUUAUUUAAUUCUUGGGCAAGUAAUAAAAGGUUAUAAAUGCAAUGGAUCCACAGACACAUUUUUAAACUUAGUUAAGUUUUUAAACUCUCUGAAAAUUGAUAACAUCAAAUUUAUUUUUCUUGGCCUAUUUCAGAUUUCGAAUUACUGUAAUCUUACUGUUGCAUUUGCUAGCUUUUAUAGAAGACCCAUCAUCACUUACUAAAACCUCUGACCUCCGAACUCAGGGGACCAGGGGAUCGGUUCCUUGCUGGGUCACACAGUGCUUAGAACUGAUUUGUUUGUCUCUGCUCCUAAUCGACAACUUUCUUAGGGUAACAGAAAAUAUUAAAAAGAUAAUUUUUUAUAUGUAAAACUUGAUUUUACCUAACACAUAAGAAACAUUUCUUGACCUCUUGACUUUUAGAAAUGUUCUUGUCCCAUAGUUGUUGUUUUUUUUUGUGGUUGUUUUUUGAUGUUUUGUUGUUCUUUAAAUAAUGAGUCAAUAUGAUGCAUUGAUGGUAGCUUUUUAGAAAAAUGAAAUAAAAUUGUUAAAUAUUUAUUAGGGGCUCGCCAUUGAUUAAAUUAGAUUCUUUUAUGCUUAAAGAAUUAAUUACUGAUGAGCUUUCUUGAAUAUUUGUACAAAGGCGUAUCUGACAGGCUAUCACUACUUUGUACGUCAAAAGUGGGACAUGGCAGCUGUCGCAAUCAUAACCGUUUCUCUGCUUGACUGGGCGGUGUCAUUCGGCAUGAAUUGUCACGAGGUAAGAAGCAACUUUUAGUUGUCACUUUUAUUUGUAUGGCUGCCCCACAUGUUGUAUUAUGCUGUUAAACUAAAAAAAAAAUGCUUAAAGCUUUCCUUAUGUCUCUGAUGUUAAAAACUUUCUACAACAUUAGAUCUUUUACCUGCUUUGAGUUUGCUUAGAAAAACGAUUUGAAAAAUAUAUUUUUGCAAAUAGAAAUGGCAGCUUUUAAAACUAAUGUUUUUGUUUUGGUCAUGGGUCAAAAAUAACUUCAUAGAGACCUUGAAUUUUCUCCAGCCACUUAGAUGUCGGCGUCUUCUUAGGCCAUUCUUCAUCCUUCAGAAUUCAUCCCUAAUGAAAAAAAUAGUCAGGUGUUUGAAGAGGACACUGCCAGAGGUCAUAAGGUAAUGUGAUUUGAAAUUUCUUCUUUGAAUAUUAUAGAAAUUAUUGAAGAGUUUAAGGCUAAAGUCCAUCAUUAAAUAUUCACAGGAUUAUUUUACAUUUAAAAAAAGUUGUUUUGUUAAAGACACUAUAAAUGAAUUGAUCAAAAACAAGAUAAAUAAUUUAUUCUUUGAAGAUUUUAUUUUUAUUAAACAUAAAAAUAGACCUUACAGACAGCAUCCAUUAAAAAUUAUUUAUUUUUUUUUUACAAUCCUUCUUUUGUUCAUAUAUGAACAAAACAUUGAAUUAUUUUUUUUUAAAUAUGAAACUCUAUCAAUUUCAUUUUAAUACUCCAAACUGUUUGCUAGAGAAUUACUUAACCUGUAUUCCACAGUGUGUUGCUGUUGCUUGCCCUGCAUAUAAUUGUGUUUACAAUGUUUGCCAUGCUGCUGUUUCCAAUCUAUGAGGUAGCUACUGCUUUAUAAAACAGGCUUCUUCUUACCAUCACCUUAUGCGUCUGUUCUUUUCUGCUGAAUUAGAUGGAUCUGCAUCAAUUUUAGCAAACAAUCUAGGCAAAAUGAUGCUUAAAAUUUAAUUAUCAUCAAAAGAAAAUGUCCUGCAGCUUCAUUAACCAUUUAACAUCAAGUACUCAAAUAACAGCAAUGGUGCCAUGAGACCUUUUUUUUCUUUUGGUGUAAACUUAGUUCAAGGAUAGAACCAUUGUGUGUUUGAUGAUGUGAUUGUUUGUUACAGCAAUUAUUUAAUGUAUUUGAUCCUGAAGACUUUAAAAAAGGAAUAGUAAAAGGGGAAAAAAUGGUGGGUGGGUGGGGUGUACUACGACUGAGCUAUAAAACCAAAUUUUGGAACUGAAAUGUCAAUUCUUCAAUUGUUAGGUCAAGGAAUCUAAUGUGACUCAUAUCGCGUCAGGAAAUGGAUCUGACAUACCAGCAACAACUCCAACAGUGAGUGGCCUUUUUUUUGUUUUUUUGGUUAUUAGACAUGCGUUCUGUACAUUGAACUUGCCCUUAUAAAGUUAUCUCAUUUGAAAUACAAUCUCUUUAAUGGUACUGUUUUGUUAUACUACUGCUACGUUACCUCUUUUUUCUUCUCCAGCCUGACGAGGGUAUGAGAUAUUUUAAUUCUCUUCUGGAAUCAUUUGUCAGCUUGCUGGUUCUAUUGACAACAGCCAAUCAUCCUGAUGGUACAUAAACAAUGCUUUUCCAGUUUUAGAUAUUAGUCCUAUUUUUAAGCUGAUGUAUGUGACCAGCAGUUUGGUGCUUUGUAAAAACUAAACUCUGUAUGUUGGAAAUAUAACUUAUGUCAAGUCUAUUACAUUUCAGUUACUCUUCCUGCCUACAGUCGUAACAGAUUUGCCUCCAUUUUCUUCAUAAUUUAUCUGCUCAUUGGUAAGCCAUUUUGAUUUAGUGCAUUGGUUAAAAGGAAAUUAUGGGACUCAAAUAAUGUGAGUCCUUACAUAUAACAAUGCCUUUGGUGGUUUCUAAUAACCCAAUCAAGAGAACAUUUUUUGUAGCAUACAUUUUGCUUUCAUCUAAUUUUAAACUCAAUCCUCACCGAGACACAGAGAAAACAACAAACACCCCAGUUAAAUUGAGAACCUUAUAUUUUUUUUAUAAAUAAAAAUUUCAUGGCCACAAAAAGGGACUUGACUCCUAGUUAAAUAAAGGCUUGUGUAAUUAUUUAAGUAUCUUCAAAUUUUUUUAUUUCUGUUUUAGUAUUCAUUAAAAGCUUUCAAUAAUUUAAGUUCUGUGUUCAGUUCACUAAAAGUUAUAGUACAAUACUUUAUUAUUUCAGGUCUCUAUUUCCUUAUGAACAUGCUCCUGGCUGUCAUUUACAACCAGUUCAGAGGUUACUUCCUUGUAAGGGAUUCAAUCAACUAAUAUUAAUUUAUAUCCUUAAAUUCUUCAACCUCUAGAAUCUGAUGUAUUUAAUGGUUGAUUACUAUUAUUUAAAGUAGUUUUUUUUUUCCUUGGUUAUAAUUGUUUUUUUAUUUUAAAAAUAUUUAUUACCAGGUUAUCCAAAGUUUUUUAUCUAUUAAUUACUCACUUACCUUUAUGAAAUUUUAAUUCUCAGAACUCGAUGCAAAGCAGUCUACUAAGGAGACGCCUUGGAGUUCGAGCUGCCUUUGAAGUUAUGAGAAGAAAGCGAUAUGGUGCCAUUGGCCAAAACAAAAAUCCUUUCUGUGACUUAGGGUAAUGAUGUUAUGCUCAUAGCCUGGAAGGGUAAUGACGUUAUGCUCAUAGCGUGGAAGAAAUAAGGUUAAUUACCUGGUUUUUAAACAGCUGAAGCCAUGGAUUUAACAAUUACAGUACCAGUGAAAGUUUUUUUAAAAACUUUUAUAUACAAAUAUACCUACAUAGAUUAACAUACAUAUAAAAUGUUUCUCUUUUUUUUAUUGUUCAAUUAGACUAUUCAGCAUGGCAUGUAUUUUUAUUAAAUUAUAAAAUUUUUUAAGACGUUUUCAAAAAAAUUAAUUUCUUCAUGAGUUCUUUUAAAAAACAGAAAGAAUAAUUUCUAAGAUAGAUACCUGUAAAGAGAACUAAAUGCAUUUGUUAUAACUUUAUUUUCAAAAUUCAACAGUAAAACAGCUUUACUAGAUUUGAUAACAAAUGUUGACUGCAAACCCUAAGAUUAUAAGUCAGCAUGUUCUUUUUAACUUAGAUUGCUGUUAAUACUUUCCCCAGGGCUGGCAUUAGCGGCAGUGUCAUUAAAAGCCUUAUUGAGAGGAGUUUGCUCCCACAACAUGUACGCAGCUCCCUACUAGAGGUAUGUAUGGUAUUUUUGUUCACAAUAUUUACCAAUGAUUAAUGGGCUUGUGAUGUAAAUGCUGACAUUUUUCUAUUUGAUUUUGUUGAGAUCACAUUAACUGGCAUACUGAUUCAUUUUGUUUACAUUUCUUUAAUGCAUAGAAAAUAAAAGAUGGUGAGAACCAAAUUUUCUCUGCCAGCCAGUUUAACUACAUCUUUCUCAGCCUUGAUAAUGAUGUUGUUCACAAACAGGUCGGUCCACUAUGAAACCACAAUUUACUUGCACUUUGUUAAAACUAAACCAAUAUAUUAUGUUUUUGCUAAAGUGAAAUUUGAACUCAAAUCAGACAACCUUAUUCUGUCAUUAAGUACUUGGAUAUAAAAAAUCUGCUCCGAACAAAAUAAUUUUUGUAAAAAUUUAAUGUAGUGAAAUGCUUAAAAGGAAAAAAAAAAUCAAUCAAUUAUAAUAUAAGGUUCUAGGAAAAAUAUAAUAACAGUUUUCUCUUCAAUUCUCUCAGCUGCCAGCUGUACGAUGGUUUACUCAUCGAAAAUGGAGGAUGAUCCAACGGAUUUUAGUGCACAAAUAUUUCACUUACUUUGGCAUGUUGAUGGCAUUCACUAAUCUGAUUAUUAUCACAGUAAGUAACAUCAUUGUCUCAGAAUUAUAUAUUUUGUAAGCUUUGAUGCUUCCUAUAAAAAUGUAUUUAAAUUAGAAUAACCCUCUCUGUUCGACAGAUUCAACUAGGGGCCAAGUACGACAGUUCAUUUAGAGAAAAUCACUCAACAUUGCGAGUGAGUAGCUUUGUUAUUUUAAAAAACAACACAGAAUUUUUAUUAAUACAAUUUCUUAGUUUUCUGUUACCCCCUUUCACACACCACCCUCCCCCAUAUAUAGCUUUUUAAAAAUGCCUUAGCAUCUUUUUAAGACUUUGUAGAAACAAUCUUAAUUUAACCAGCAUUAGUAAUAGUAAAUUUUAAUAUAAGUAAAAGCAAGAAAAAUACUAUUGAUAUUCACUAUAAGAUAUUCAUCUAUGUAUAAGAUAUAUAAAUUAUCUGACCUGUUACUUAUUUUUAAAAUAGUUUGGCCCGUUUACAAUUCUCUUACAUGUGGUAUAUUACAGAUUGUCAACUUCACUUUUGUGAUGUAUUACAUGAUAGAGCAAGCUGUCAAAGUCUGGGCUUUUGGUUGGCGUAGGUACCUGGCAGACUUGGGCAAUAUCUAUGACGCAGUCAUCACUGUGGCUUUAGUCGUAAGUUAUUGGUGCUUUGGGCAUUCUUUUUAAUUCUGUUGUACAAAAUUCUGUUUAAAAUAUCACAGUAGAAUAGCAGCUCUAGAUUAGGAAAAAAGAUGAGUUCUAAUAUAAUAAAUGCAUUUAUUCCAGAUUGGUGAGACAGUCUCAGCUUCACUUUAUGGUAUCCCAUACUUUCCAAGGUCAGUUUUUGCUGCGAUUUUUUAUGUGUAUGAUCAAUAAGUAAAUGAAUUUCUAAUUUAUUAGGAAAAAAAACUAAAUGUCAACAUUGACUUUAAGUUUGAGAAUAAAAACUAUCAAACUAUUAUUUCCUUGAUUGAAAUUCAAAUUGCAUUGAUUCCAUGUUAUACGAUAUUAAAAGAAACUGCCAUCAAGCUGUUUAUAAGCAAAUAUGAAGCACAUAUAAUGGGAAAACCUGAGAAGACUCUCCUUUACUGUGUGCUAAAUAUUGUCCUAUAUAAUAAGAAUUAUGUAGUUUUUGACUGAACUAUUCCAACCAAUUCUUAGCUCUAAAGAGAUGAUUGCUGGCAGCUCCAGCACUACCAUGUGGAACAUUCUCAGACUGGUGAAUGUUCUCAUCAUUGUGCGCCUCUUCAAGGCCAUCCCACACAUCAGGGUAAGACAUGCAAGUAAAAAUAAUUGGAGGGAUUUCUCCUUUGCAAAAAUUAUUGUUAAAAAGUUUUAAAAAGAAAAGAUUAUGCUUUUUUUUUUUUUUUAAGCAAUUUUCAAUAUUUGCCUUGCCUACUUAAGGGUACUCGUAUAUUUGAUUUACGAAUAUAUGUUUCUUUACGAAGUCUUACUUUGUCUAUACUAUAUACUAGUAUAUUUUUAUAAUUUAAUAUCAAGUAAAAAUAAUUGGAGGGAUUUCUCCUUUGCAAAAAUUAUUGUUAAAAAGUUUUAAAAAGAAAAGAUUAUGCUUUUUUUUUUUUUUUUAAGCAAUUUUCAAUAUUUGCCUUGCCUACUUAAGGGUACUCGUAUAUUUGAUUUACGAAUAUAUGUUUCUUUAAGAAGGCUUACUUUGGCUAUACUAUAUACCAGUACAUUGGUAUAAUUUAAUAAAUGUGUAAAUCCUACAAGAAAAAAAGCACCUUUAAUUAGAGUUAAAAAAUUUGAAUUAAAUAAUUAAUACCCAGUAUUACACAGCUACUCUUACAAAUAUCCUUAUGGCUAAAAAGUAUAAAUGCUGAGAUGAUGUUGAGCUUCUAAGUAUCAGUUCUGAACACUGAGAAAGAAUAAUACAUAUAGUUCAUCAACUAUGUCUUCCAUGAACGUGAAUAAUUUUUUGUUUAAAACCAUUUAAUAUUUGCUAAGUUAGGUAACAUAGAUAAACUAAGCUUUCUCUUUCAUUAGUCAAUGUCUCUCAUUGUCAUGGUGUUAGUGGACUUGUUACGCAACAUGAAGGCGUUUGCUGGAAUCUUAGUGGUAAGUAAUUAAGGCAUGUCUGAUAUUCACCAGAGAAAUACAUAUUAUAAUACAUAUAUAACGGUACAUUAUUAUAAUAAUAACAAAUCUUUAAAAAAUAUUACAAAGUACUAGAAAUUUUGUGGUCUAUUAAAUUUAACAUUAAAAUAUAAAUUUAAAAAAACAAGAGUACAAUACCAAAAACUCAUUUAAUUAUGCCUUUAAAAAGUCUUAAAUAUGUAGACUCAUUGUAAGUUAACACAUGUUUAAUAUCUAUAUUUUAUUUAUUCAUGCAGGCCAUAUAUUAUGUGUUUGCAAUAUUUGGCAUGCAGUUGUUUCAAGGAAAAAUUAAGUAUGAGCCAGAAUUUGCCAACAAGUAUGUAUACAUAAAAUUGUGUCUUAAAUGUUUCUAAACAUCUGUGUAGUUACGUUUUUUACUUUUACUCUCAUUAUCUUGUUUGUCCAUGUGUUGCAAUGAGGUAAUCCUGUAGCUUCAGCUAAAUGGACUCACCAACCACAACCAUUAUUUUAUUACAGAACAUUCCCUUGUGGCACUUAUGAGCAGAUGAACUACUGGCCCAACAAUUUUGAUGAUUUUUUUGUAAGUCCUUUAAAAUUCAAUUGUCAAUAUAUUUUUUUUUCAAAUCCAUCCAAUUCAUCCUUUGUUGGUCCUUAUAUUUUCCAGAGAACCUUGAAAAGCAAUAUGUCAAUUAAAUAAAUAUUUUUUUCUCUUUUUAACCCAAUAAUUUUUCACUCGCUUAACAAAAGGUUUGGGUUUUUUUUUUCUAGUCGUCAAUUGUUGUGUUAUGGGAUGUGAUGGUUGUCAACAAUUGGAUGGUGUUCCUACAAGUUUACAGAGACAAGACUUCACCGUAAGUGGAACAUGUUGACAAAUUAGUGAACAUUAUAUGUAUUUCAAUUUUUUUAAAUUAGGAAAAAUUAUAAUAUCUGCUAUUGUUUUACAUAUUUUUGAAACAUAUUUAAUGUAAUUUCUGAUAAAUUCAAAUGAAUAAAUGACCCCCUUACAAACUUAGUUCUUUAGCUUAACCUCAUCUGCUACAAAUUCUUAAAAGUGAAUAUUAGUUCUGUUUCUAAUUAAUUUGACAGAUUUUUCAAACAAUAAUGUGCUACUGCUAACCUAAUUAAUUUGUUACAGUUGGUCGUACCUGUAUUUUGUGGCCUGGUGGCUUUUAUCUGUCAUCAUUGUUCUGAACCUCUUUACAGCUCUUAUUAUGGAGGUAGUGAAUUAUAUCUAGCACAAUUAAUAUUUUUUAUCCUUAUGUUCCCAUUUUGAAAAGUUACAUAUGUAAACAAUUGCUAAAAAAAAAUCAUACAAAAUUUAAUCUGCUGCCAAAUAUAUUCUCCUUGUCAGUCUUGAAUAACAGUUUGUAAUUCUCAAACCUUUUCAUAUUAAGAACUUCAUAAUGAAGUGGGACAGACGACGUCAAAUGAGUGAGACCGACUCAGUGGGAGCAAACACCUAUGAACAUCUAACCAUUUCAGUUCAUCACAGCAAUGUUCAUUCAAUGUUCAAGUAAGUUAUUUUAAAGUACUUUAAAACCUAAAAUAUUGCAAAUAUUUUAAGAGUACCGUGCCAGUGCUAUAUAUAUUAGGACCAAAAAAAAAACAAUCAGAAAUCUCUGCAGGGUGAGUUUGUUAUAUUUUAUUUAUAUUGUAUUAGUACUGGUUUUUUUUAUUACUGGUAAAAUGAGGGAGGGUACAAGUGCAAAUAACAGGUAAUUCCCAUAGUCACAGGUGGAUGAAAGUGAUAUAAGCAAAUUAUAGUGAUGGAUGUUAGUGACAGGUACACAACCAGUCGAAACAAAAACUUUCUAGUUGUUUCUCAUUGCAGUAGAUCACUUUCAAUAUGGUUUGUUUUUAUCUUUCUUAGAGAUGUGUUGGAAGAACCUACUGAGAAUGAAUUGCUGUCAUCACUUAGAGCUCAUAGAUACCUGAAACUGGACAGGUGAUGGUGUUUGUUCAGUAAAAUUUUGGCAUUAACGUCAAAGAUUCUUAAACUGUGUUACAUGUAGCACUGGGGGAGCGUCACUCUGUUUGAGGUGGUUCUCACUCAGAGAUGAAAAAUAUAAAUAAAUACAAAUUUUCAGUCCAAAUAAACUUUGCACAUGGUGGUGCAAAAUUUUUAGAAGAUUAUUUUAGUGAUAUUUUAAAUUUUUAGAAGCCCCCUGAAUUAGAUAGUGAUAUCAGCUAGAUCACCCUUUAUAAUUAACUUAUUUCUUCUGUGUCGUACAUGUAGACACCAGAGGGUUUUUAUUAAAAUAUAAAAUAACUAUGUUAAAAGGUAAAGCAAAUUUUUUACAGCAAAUAAUUUGGGAUAUCUCAUCUCAUGAUUGGAUGCCAAACCAGAUUUAAAAUUAAUAAAAUAAUUUUGAUACAUGUACUAUUUAGUGAACUAUUUAGUAAAUGUUUACUUUUAAAGAAAAGAACAAAUAAAAUGACAUGUAAAUGAGGUAUAUUACAUUUCCUGUGUCCCAAGACAUUAUAUUGAUGGCAGUUCUAAGUUUUUCACAUUUGAACUAAAAGGGUUAUUGUCAUGAAGCUCUACAUUCUUAGUUUGUUCCUAGUAAACAGUUUCUCAAAAUAUUCCAAGCUACGUUUUUGAAUUGAAAGUUAACACCCGAGUCAUGAAAUUGCUUCUUAAAAAUAAGAGGAUAUAUAAAGAAGCACAAAAUCAUAUAAAUAAGCACAAAAUAAACUAUGGCUCAUUGAUUUACCAAAUUAUUUGAAAAUUAUUAUGUCAUUGCUUCUGCAUUGUUCCUUUCAACUUUCUUCCUGAAGUGGCCCUCCCUGUGACACAGAGUUUGUUCCCCUUUUGAAUUAAUGGACUGAGUCUUAGAAAUGAAUACGGAAAGUCAUCAUGGCUCUUUAAUUAUGAUAUUUAUGUUACCCCUCUGUUUAUGCUACUUGCUGUGCACUGAUGUUUGAUAUUCUGUUCCAUUUUCCAAAGUUAUUUAUGACUCCAUGAUAUUUCAAGAUACUAGUAUUAAAUUUUUAUGGAGAAAACUAUCAUACUAAAUACCGGUAUUCGGUUUAGCUCUUGUCAAAGCCAUCUAGUGUGUUUUAAAAAUAUUAUAAAACAUUUGUUGGAGACAAAUUUUUAAAAUACAAUGAUAUUAAAUUUAUCACAAUACUAUUUUGAUACUC
Lymnaea stagnalis (great pond snail) is the source of this 16324-nucleotide messenger RNA. Lineage: Eukaryota; Metazoa; Mollusca; Gastropoda; Lymnaeidae. The record is from the annotation of a GenBank genome assembly.